Messenger RNA from Nestor notabilis (Kea), 1120 nucleotides. RefSeq names its product 25-hydroxycholesterol 7-alpha-hydroxylase-like. The annotation marks the transcript as partial. Gene Ontology annotation, molecular function: steroid hydroxylase activity; iron ion binding; heme binding. Lineage: Eukaryota; Metazoa; Chordata; Aves; Psittaciformes; Psittacidae. The record is from RefSeq and is a predicted model, not a curated record. The transcript has 4 exons. Gene Ontology annotation, biological process: cholesterol homeostasis; bile acid biosynthetic process.
GUAGCACACAUUGCAGCUAUUAAUGCUGGCAUGUGGGAGAUUGUUUCAGAGUCUUACCUGUGUCCACACAAAUACAAAGAUCUUCCUGCAAUGGGAGGCCCAGAGAACUGUCAGGAGCCUGUGGCUCUCAUCACAGUGGCUGAUGGGACCUGGGCAGGUAAAUGGUGUGGUGUGGCCGUCUGUGCAGAAGAACCUGCAGGAAGGGUGCUGAAGCCUUGCCAGCUCAACCGGGGAGCAAUGGUAUCCACCCAGAAGAAAGCCGUGGGCUCUCUAAGACCUGCACCCACCAUGGCUGACACAGCCAUCCAGACAGAGCUCCGGUGGGCACAUGAUGCCACCCGAGUCUGGCUGCGACCUGUGCCUGGCUCGUACACCAGUAUAGAGCAGAAGUCUGGAGAGCCCCCGCUAAUAAAUGGCUGGAUUCCUUACCUUGGGAAGGCUCUGAUUUUUAGAAAAGAUGCUUUCAAAUUCUUACUGGAUCAGCAAAAGAAACUUGGAGAUAUUUUCACUGUACAUAUUGCUGGUAGAUAUAUUACUUUUAUCAUGGACCCAUUUCAAUAUGUCUAUGUCAUCCGAAAUAGCAAGCAACUUGAAUUUCAUGAAUUUGCUGAUAAAAUGGCUUCCAAAACUUUUGACUAUCCAGCCUUGUCAAAAGGAAAAUUCCCUGAUCUCAAGGAAAACCUGCACAGAAUCUACCAGUAUCUACAAGGCAAGCCGUUGGAUAUAAUUUCUGACCACAUGAUGAAAAAUCUCCAGGAUAUAUUUGAAUGGAAAUGCUCACAAGCAACAGAUUGGGAAACAGAAAAAAUGUACAAAUUCUGCUGCUCUGUAAUGUUUGAAGCCAGUUUUGUAACACUGUAUGGAAGAGUUCCUGCUGCAGAUGGCCACAAAGUUAUUAGUGAAAUCAGAGACAAAUUUAUCAAGUUUGAUGCCAGCUUUCCCUAUUUAGCUGCAAACAUACCAAUUGAGUUGCUAGGAGCUACCAAGAAGGUUCGGAAAGAGCUUAUACAUCAUUUUUUACUUCAGAACAUGACAAAAUGGCUGGGAGGGUCAAAAGUGGUCCAAGCCAGACAAGAUAUAUUUGAGAAAUAUGAGCUGCUUGGAGAUUAUGACAAAGCAG